AAAGACGAACAGAGAGAAACCAAACAAUUGCCGUCUACCUUCCCAUAACAAUCUCCGCUGACCUUCGCCAUUUAAAUACUCCCAAAACGGCCACCUUUCUACCCCUCUCUCUCUACAAAACCCCUUUCUUUUUUCCUUCUCUCUCUAGGGUUUUGAAGAACAGCGACAUUCAUGGCUUUCUCGUCUGUUCUCCGAUCAACCAACCCGCCAUCUGUUCUUGAACCAUCCCGUCUAUCCCUCUCCGCCACUCGAUCGCAGGCAUCAUCGUUAAAGCUUCAAUCCACCUUGUUUGGUGUUGCCGUUUCUGGGGAAUCUUUUUCUUUACAGUUGGGGAAAUCUAACACACGAUGUAUUCAUCUAAUCAAAGCCACUGCCACUCAGGCACCCACUAGCGUUCCAAAGUCUAGUACCGGUGGGAAGACCAAGAUCGGAAUCAAUGGUUUUGGAAGAAUUGGAAGGUUGGUAUUGAGAAUAGCAACAUUUAGAGAUGAUAUAGAGGUUGUUGCAGUCAACGACCCUUUUAUUGAUUCCAAGUACAUGGCUUAUAUGUUGAAGUAUGAUUCUACACAUGGCCUAUUUAGAGGAACCAUCAAGGUUGUUGAUGAGUCUACUUUGGAAAUCAAUGGGAAGCAGAUAAAAGUGAGUAGCCAAAGAGACCCAGCAGCGAUUCCUUGGGGUGAUUUUGGAGCUGACUAUGUUGUAGAAUCUUCCGGAGUUUUUACAACACUUGAUAAUGCUUCCGCACACAAGAAGGGUGGUGCUAAGAAGGUGGUGAUUUCAGCUCCAUCAGCUGAUGCCCCUAUGUUUGUUGUAGGAGUAAAUGAGACCACAUACAAGGCAAGCAUGGAUGUUGUAUCCAAUGCAAGUUGCACCACUAACUGCUUAGCUCCUUUGGCCAAGGUGGUUCACGAGGAGUUCGGUAUUGUUGAAGGUCUGAUGACUACUGUGCAUGCAACUACAGCUACACAGAAAACCGUUGAUGGACCUUCAAUGAAGGAUUGGCGUGGAGGUCGUGGAGCUGCACAAAACAUCAUCCCUAGUUCAACUGGUGCUGCCAAGGCUGUAGGGAAGGUGCUACCGGAACUAAAUGGAAAACUUACGGGCAUGGCUUUUAGAGUCCCAACGGCUAAUGUCUCUGUUGUGGAUUUAACUUGUCGACUAGAGAAGAGUGCUUCUUAUGAAGAUGUCAAAGCUGCAAUAAAGUAUGCCUCCGAGGGUCCCUUGCAAGGAAUUCUUGGGUACACCGAUGAGGAUGUUGUCUCCAAUGAUUUUGUUGGUGAUUGCAGAUCAAGUAUUUUUGAUGCAAAAGCCGGGAUAGGGCUAAGUGCAUCGUUUGUGAAGCUGGUGUCGUGGUACGACAAUGAGUGGGGUUACAGCAACCGAGUGUUGGACCUGAUCGAGCAUAUGGCGUUGGUGGCAGCGGCUUCCAACUGAAGGGCAAAAUGGUCUUAUUGCUGAAAGUUAUAUAUAGUGUAGAAUUGAGUCAAUGUUUUUGAUGUUUGAACUAAUGGCAGUUAAUUUGCCAUGACUUUAUACAAGCUUGGGGGAAUAAAGGAUAAUAUGGUGUUGGCAUUUGCCAUUAUAUGAUUGUU
This is a messenger RNA of Cynara cardunculus var. scolymus (artichoke), 1592 nucleotides long. RefSeq names its product glyceraldehyde-3-phosphate dehydrogenase GAPCP1, chloroplastic-like. Gene Ontology annotation, molecular function: NADP binding; oxidoreductase activity, acting on the aldehyde or oxo group of donors, NAD or NADP as acceptor; NAD binding. The transcript has 14 exons. NCBI's taxonomy places the organism in Eukaryota, Viridiplantae, Streptophyta, Magnoliopsida, Asterales, Asteraceae. The record is from RefSeq and is a predicted model, not a curated record. Gene Ontology annotation, biological process: glucose metabolic process. The coding region runs from base 172 to 1434 and encodes 420 amino acids.